Diaporthe batatas is the source of this 1400-nucleotide messenger RNA. RefSeq lists its product as uncharacterized. The record is from RefSeq and is a predicted model, not a curated record. Lineage: Eukaryota; Fungi; Ascomycota; Sordariomycetes; Diaporthales; Diaporthaceae. Bases 615 to 1400 code for a protein of 261 amino acids. Gene Ontology annotation, molecular function: protein binding. The transcript has a single exon.
AUAAAUUUUCCAUUUUCCUUCUUGAUUCAAAUUCCUCGAGUGAGACUGUUCUUUCAGUUUUUGCCUUUGCUCCUGUCCAAAAGGUCGGGCCCAAAACAACAACACAAUCAUCAUCAUAGGUAAAUUCAAGUGUCGCCGACGUCUCGAUGAACCAUCCAAGUCGAUGACUUGCUCUUUUGAGUUGGCUCUGACGUCUGGCCCUCCCGAUCUGCAGGCUCAGUGGCCGAUCCGUUUGUAGCAUUCGGCCCAGCCCGACGCUUCUUUCUCAUCUUUUGCUGUUUUCCUUUUACUACUGCCGUCCGGAUUGUGUCCCACAUUCUCAGCCCUUCCGUGUUGAUCGGAUCCCCCUGGACGGCGGAGAGCAACUGUCCUUGUAUAUGUCUUUCUGGCCCCGAUCGACCCGACUCGGCUGGCUGGAGCCCAUCAACCUGGACGACAGACAUUUCUGUCUAUCUGUGUCUUAGCCUCAUCCUCCUCCUUCCAUUCAGUCUGCCACCUCCAUCCUGAUAACAGACAGCCUGAUCAGAAACCCUCUUCAUCCAGCUGCCAACCUUUUUUUUUCUCUCCCCCCUCUACACCACAUCCAUAUAUAAAAAAUAAAAAUUAGAGAAAAAAUGGCAAGCAGCAGCUCAACCCCACUCUGCAAAGUCUGCGAGGACCCCCUCGUCACCCAGCCCGACGAGGACGACGCCGGCGAGGCCCCAGCCCCGGACGACCUCGAGCUGCCCUGCGGCUGCCACUACCACUGGCAGUGCCUGCUGGACCAGGCGGGCCACAUAGCCCUGGCCCUGACCUGCCCCUCGUGCGACAAGUACCUGCCCACCAACGAGGCCGGCCCCAGCGUCACCAACCCCGUCUUCCACACCCCGCAGCACCAGACCACGAUCCGCACGCGCUACGCGUCAGAGGGCGGCGUCGAGGAGGACUUCGAUAUCCUGCCCACCCUCACGGAGGAGGCCUACCUCGAGUCGCACCCCGAGGAGCGCCGCCCCCGCGCCUUCCACACCCUCUGCGGCGAGGGCGACGUCCUCGGCGCCGUCGAGCUGCUGAGCGACGCCGCCGCCGACGAGGGGGCGCAGGGCGGCGACGUCGCGGCCAUCCUGAGCUACCGCGACCCCCUGGCCCGCGGCCGCUCCGCCCUGCACCUCGCCCUCGAGCGCGGCCAGGAGGACGCCGUCUGGCUGCUGCUGUUCCUCGGCGCCCCGCGCCUGCCGCUCGACGCCUUCCCCCAGGAGGCCCUCGACGCCGCGCGCGGGAUGGGCAUCGGCCGCAUGCCCGAGCGCCGCGGGGAGGACCUCCGCGCGCUGCGGGACGACGACGGGCGCGCCCCCGAGGACUAUGCGAGGGCCCUGCCCGAGGUGUGGGGGCGGCUGGUUGGUGCGGGCGUGCUGAGGCCCUGA